Messenger RNA from Adineta steineri, 1761 nucleotides. The record is from the annotation of a GenBank genome assembly. NCBI's taxonomy places the organism in Eukaryota, Metazoa, Rotifera, Eurotatoria, Adinetida, Adinetidae.
AUGUGCACCAAAAAUGAUAGUGGCGUUAUGAAUCAAGUGCAAUCUAUCAAUUAUACAACGAUUUCUUUGAAUGGAGUUGAUAAUGUUGGCAAAAGCAUAUUGAUGCGUUAUAUGCCUACUAAAGGUGUUGAUUUACGAUCAGAUAUUCAUAACUACGAUGAUCUGAUGAAUGAUUUAAUGACGAAAAAUACUUUAAAAGCUUGGUGGUUUACAAACAGUAGUCAUGAAGAAUUUAUUACUGUUAUAAUGCGUGCAGCUAACAAACGUGCCAAUGUUGCAGCGAAAGAUAAUACAAAAUUUAUUAUAUACGAUCGUGGUGGUCUCAUGUUGGAAGCAGUGUGUAUUGCUACUAUUGCCUGUAAAGAAAAAUGUAAUUUAACAGCAGCUGAAAAAAUCUAUAAUUCAGUUAUAGAAAAAUGUAAAAUAACCAUUCCUCAUGAAAACAUUCGUAUAUUAUUAAAACAUGGGCAUAGUCUCGAAGAUUCAAUACAAAUAUCUUUGAUGCGUGAACAUGAAGAUGAUCAAGUUUAUGAAGAAUAUCAAAAGCUAUUACAAAAGCAAUUACAAAUUCAAGAAUUAAAUAAUAAAUAUACCGAUAUAAUUAAUGUUACAGAUAAAUCUGUUAUUCAAGUUCAAAAUGAAAUUCGUGCCAUUAUUAAACAGCAUUGUCUUUCUACUUUUACCGAAACGAUUGCAUCUUUUAAUUCGAUGUUUGAACAUGUUAAUGUUAUUAUUGCAUUUGAUGGUAUGUCUGAAUCAGAAAAAAGUACAUUGGCUGAAGGCACUUGUCGAAGAUUAGAAUCGGUUGGAAUGAAAUGUACACGUCUUAAAAUUGCAUAUCUUAUGGAAUUAGCUUCAGAUGCUCUUGGUUAUGAUGUCUAUCAAUUACCCGACGAAAAGCAAGUAGUUGAAUUAGUGAAGCAACUUGAUCAUUAUCUUCGUCGACAUUAUUGGUUUGCAGCAGUUACAAUUGAGAGCUUACAUCGUUUGGUAGCAACUCCAUAUCUUAUACUAAUUCUAGGCGAUCUUCUUCAAGUUGUUUACAUUGAUACACGUCUUGAACGUUCAUGUGUCGAUACUGAAGCUCUUCAUAGCGUAGACAAAAUAAAAUUUGAAACGACAACUUUGGUUCUCAACAAUGAUGACUUUACGUUUGACGAGUCUAUACAUCGUAUCUAUGAAAUGCUGAAACAGAAAAAUGAAAAAAUAAAGUUACAAGAAUUGAUGACUAACCGUUACUCUGGAAAAAUCAACUUGUAUUCCAAUCAAUUUGUACUUUGUGCUGGAUCGAUUCUCAUUAAAAAAUCUACACGUGAGGUGUGUCUUAUUAAUCAUUUAGGACAAUGGGGCUUACCAAAAGGUCGAAAAAAUGUUAAUGAGGCACUUUCAAUAUCAGCAGUACGUGAAACAUUUGAAGAAACAGGAUAUCAUUGUUCAUUAAUGCCAUUAACGAUGGAAACAAGAGCUACACCACUGACUACUACAAAUGAACAUUUACAGGAUGUUGCACGCAAAAUCAAUAAUAUCUCGGAACCGUUUAGCAUUUCACUUCGUCAAAUUGGAGGAACACCUACCAAUCGGAAAAUUAUUUUUUGGUAUGUAACACAAAUGGAUGAAGCAUUUCCAAGACAAGAAAAUACACAAAUGAUAAAUGAAAACUUUGAAGUGAAACUUAUAUCUCUAGAAGAAGCGACUAGUUUAUUGACACAUGACGAUGAUAAAGAUCUUGUAAGAAAAGCUUUUGAAUUAUUUAUUCAUUAA